CAACAAACAGUAAUGGACAGCAUACCGCCUGAAAUCCUUUCGGAAAUAAUAAUAUUCCUCGACAAAGAUACUAAGAUCUCUGCUUAUUCCACAAUUUCUCGGACCUGGCAACAUGCCAUUGAGCAACGAACAUUUCGGUCCCUCAAACUGACAGCAGAUGAUGUGGGCGCAUUCAAAGACUGCUUCGUCUCCGACAAUAUCCGUCGCGCGCAAUACAUGACUAAACUCGACAUUGAUCUUGCAUAUUGCCGCUCCAGCGUUCCCGAUGUCGCGAUUGCAUUCUUAAAUGCACUGUCGGAUAUCGCAAAUCGCGCCCCGAACGUACUUCCACUCACAUUAAGUCUUUCGCUUCCACACAGUCAAGGAGAAAGUGACAUAUGGGACAUUCAAUUGCCAGACAAUGCUCUGGAUAUACAUCAAGUUGAGGCCUUCGUGUUGCAAGUUUCUGGCCUGGGGUAUUACAUGCGUCAAGCUGCGGCUUUCAAUUUCCUCCUGCAUUUCCCCCGUAUUCGAAGCGCUAAGCUUUCAAUCAUGGACAUGCCUGAAUGGGGUCUUCGGAGAAGGAGGAGUGAGCGACAAGAGCUGGGGAACGCAAUCCAGGCAACUGAUUUCUCACACCUGACCGAGUUCGUAUUGACAGUAUGGCACAUCAGCCUUCGAGAUGAGAAUUGGCCACCGGGGUCGCUUGUACCGGGUGGAAAUCUCGAGGAUCCGUAUCGAACUACAAUGCGCCGUUUAUCCACAGCUCCAAAUCUUAAAACUCUCCACCUCAUGGGUCCGCUCGUCAUCUGUCCAGACUUCUUCUCUGAGCUACCAACAUUUCCAGCAUUGGAAGAUUUCCAGCUAGACUUCGCCACUGAGACUGCAGAUGACCGAUGGUUCUUUAUCCGAGACGAAGAACUGGAGAAAAGAAUGGAGGAGGAAGAUGAAGAUGACGAUUCCGACGACGAGGAAAGUGAUUCGGAUUCGGAUUCGGAUUCAGAUAAUCCCUGGGUAAAACUCACGGACCCAGAUGAUGAAGAAGGCCCACUGGAACACCGCGACGAAGGAUGUCCGCCCCGAUUCCGCACACUCCCCAAUCCAGACACAAUCCGCACACUACUUUUGGGUGCUGCUCGUUUCGUGCAGGACAAUCCGAAACUCCAAAGGUUCAUCCUCCGCAACAAAACCGCUCCGGGACUACGCGAGCAAUCUACGGCAAUGAUGUACGACUACAUGACUCGAAACCUCCAACUUUGGUACAUGAAGCCCGGCAUCCCCCGUUCAGAUGGUAUUGUUGUCAGGAUUCAGGGAGAGCAUAAAUAUUUGAGUCAUCCUCGGUUGUAUUGGAGAGUAGGCGAUUGGAGGCCAGAUGAAGAUGUUACGAAGGCGUGGAGUGAGGUGACUGGGCCGGAUACCAAAGUGUUCUUUCUCAAGGAUGAUAACUUCGAUCCUUGGUCGCAAUGGCCAAUUUACUUGGGUGAUCUCGAGGAUGAACUGGUGGAAUGA
Messenger RNA from Periconia digitata, 1488 nucleotides. Lineage: Eukaryota; Fungi; Ascomycota; Dothideomycetes; Pleosporales; Periconiaceae. The record is from the annotation of a GenBank genome assembly.